This is a messenger RNA of Anguilla rostrata (American eel), 7405 nucleotides long. It is a transcript of the gene nectin3a, whose product is annotated as nectin cell adhesion molecule 3a. Lineage: Eukaryota; Metazoa; Chordata; Actinopteri; Anguilliformes; Anguillidae. The transcript has 6 exons. The coding region runs from base 170 to 1837 and encodes 555 amino acids. Gene Ontology annotation, biological process: heterophilic cell-cell adhesion; homophilic cell-cell adhesion. The record is from RefSeq and is a predicted model, not a curated record. Gene Ontology annotation, cellular component: adherens junction; apical junction complex.
UGCAUGCGUGUUUCAAGUGACCGGAGUUUUAAGUAAGCCGUGCCCCCCAUUUCAGUAAAGGAGGUGGUACCUUCCAGGCGCAGCUCGGUCCCUAUGGAGAGCAAUUGCUGAAGCGCCGGAGUUUAGAAGGAGAAAGAGGGAGAGCGUGCGAGUUUGGAGAAGGGGAAUUAUGGCGGUGAGAAUGUCAUUCCAUUGCCACGGGAGUACUUCGUUUCCCACGAGAAUGAAAGCCACGUUUCUGCUUUUGUUUUUCAGCGUAUCUGGCGCGGGCAGCAACCAGGUGGUGGUGUCGGAGAAGGUGGGGGCGGUCCUGGGGAAGAACAUCACGCUGGGCUGCCGGAUCGAGGUGGGGGCCAACCUCAGCCUGACCCAGAGCUCCUGGGAGCGGCGGCUGCCCUCGGGCACCCUCACCCUGGCCGUCUUCAACCCCCAGUUCGGCAUCUCCGUGGCGCCCGAGUACGAGAAGCGGCUGCACUUCCGCUCGCCCUCCGCGCACGACGCCACCGUGGUGCUGGAGGACGUGGGCUUCGCCGACAGCGGCGUCUACACCUGCAAGGUGGCCACCUUCCCCCUGGGCAACACCCAGGCCUUCACCACCGUCAGCGUCAUGGUGGAGCCCAAGGUGUACGUGUCGGCGGGCUCCGCGCCGCUCCUGGACGGCGGCAACGAGACGGCGGUGGCCACCUGCACGGCGGAGCGGGGGCGGCCGCGGGCGGAGGUGUCCUGGGAGUCGGAGCUGCUCGGCCGGUCCGUGGCGCAGGACCAGGACGAGCCCAACGGCACCACCACCACCCUCGCCCGCUACAUGUGGCGCCCCACUCGCCGCGCCCAGGGCCACGCCCUCACCUGCGUGGUGCGCCACCCCGCCCUGCAGACAGAGUUCCGCAUCCCCUACCGGCUCAACGUGCAGUUCGCCCCCGACGUGGUGUUGACGGGGUACGACGGAAGCUGGUUCGCGGGGCGGGAGACGGCGAGGCUCCAGUGCAGAGCCCACGCCAACCCGCCGGCCCACUACGUGAGCUGGAGCAGGGUGGGCGGGGAGAUCCCGGACGGUGUGGAGGUGGCGAACGGGACGCUGGUGUUCGCGCGGCCGCUCCAGCGGAACGACUCGGGGGAGUACCGCUGCGAGGCCUGGAACGACCUGGGCCGCCGCAGCCGCGAGAUCCAGGUGCAGAUACAAGAGCCUCCUCCCACCACCACCACCCUCCCCACCACCGCCGCCCCCGCCCCCGACGACCCCUCCACCGGCCCGCUUCCCAACAAGCGGGGCCCCAAGUCCGCCGCCUCCCCGACGCUGGCCUCGCUGACGGACGGCAGCCUGGGCACCGUCGUGGGCGGGGCGGUGGGCGGGGUCCUGUUCCUGGUGCUGCUGCUGGUGCUGGGCGGGGCCUGCUACAUGCGGCAGCGCCGGACCUUUCGCGGGGACUACUACACCAAGCAGUACCUGGGGCCCACCGACAUGCAGAAGGAGUCCCAGCUGGACGUCCUGCAGCCGCACGAGCUCCAGGAGGUGUACGGGGACGGCUCGGGGAAGGGGAGCCAGCAGGACCUGAAGCCCAAACCCGGGGCGGGGGACGACGUCAUCUACCCCGACUACCCCGCCGACCACAAGGACCGGGAGGAGUGGGGCGACAACGCCAAGAACGGCCGCCGGGCCCAGCGGGAGGAGGACCGCUUCCCGGACCACCACAGCCCCAACAACGUCCACCCGCGGGGCCCCGCCCUUAACAACGGCUCCCCCUACCUGCCGGAGGACUGCUACGACAACGGCACCGACAGCGACUACGUGUCCCACCUGGACGGGUCUGUGAUCUCGCGCAGGGAGUGGUACGUCUGAGCCCCCGGGAGGGAUGCAAUCUAACUGCAAAAAGACUAAAUAGAUCUCUGAAUGGAACACAGCGAAAGAGAGACCAUUCAAAAGCGAAAAUGAAAAAAGGAAAGCUCUGUAUUUUUUUUUUUGUUUGUUUCCUCUUCCUUCUACUUCACUCGCUUUCUCAGUGAACUUCGAGGCUCGUCUUUAACGGAUCGGACUCUUGAGCAGGACGUCCCGCUCUCAGAGGCUUCCAGGGGAAUGUGUCUGAACACUUCUGUGGCACGUGGAUGAACACUUCCUGUCUGGAGUCGCUCACGCUGUCAUUGUCUUUGUGCUUGACCUGGAAGCGAUUAAAAAAACCUGCCUUCCCUGGUAGUGGGCCUGGGGUUUGACCCCCCCAAAUCCCUCCCCCAAUCUGUGUAACAUGGGGAUGCUACACAAAAUGUAGGCGUUCAUCUAAUCAUUGAUUCCUAACGGUUUAACAAGCAAUACACAUUUGAAAAUGGAACACAAACGAUUUUAUAGAUUUAAUCCCCUGCAUCACUCCUAAAAGCAGCUCGGCAAGGUUGUACCUGUAAAGGGGGUCAGUAUUGUAUUUUAUUUUUUUUGAGAACUCAAAGUGGACAGAAGGGCAUGCAGUGCAGCCAGAGCUCCGGUGAAGGCAGAGCUAGCCGAUGUCUCUGUCAGCAGGCCCCUCCCUCUCUCCUGCGAGCCAAUCAGCAGGCCCCUCCCUCUCUCCUGUGAGCCAAUCAGCAGGCCCCUCCCAUUCGCCUGUAGAGCCACUGCCUUUGCUUAGUUUGGAUCGGAUUACGUUUUUUCUGAUCUGAUUUGCGAGACCGGGUCAGGGCUUGAUUUAUACGUCAGGGGACCUGUUUUAGGGAGGGGGGGGGCAGUGUUUCCCACGCAGGGAGGGGGGGGGGAGCGGAGGCCGGAAACCUAGAUGUGUUCAGAGAGAAGGAACCACACCUCUGAGCUAACUGUGGUAUUCCCCUGUCCGCUGGGGCCCUUGGGCUGUCGAGAGGGAAGUAAAGAGGGCUCUCUGUGAGUGACGAAGCAGAUUCUUCACCUUAUUUACAUUCGUUUUGCCAGUCCCCCACAAUGCAACAGUAUUUUUGUAGUGUUAUGGUAUUGAUGAACUAUCACUGAAUUUCACCGAGAUGAGAUGGAGCGAUUUAGCCUGGUGUGAUAAAGCGAAUUAUGUUUUUAUGAUCCAGAUAACCCUUAGCACUUGAAGCAGAUUAACCGAGUAUGUUUCUCAUCGUUAUUUUUUACAUCUCUCUCCAGUGUAAAACGGUGGAUUUGAAUGCUCUUUACGACAGCCAGAAAAUGAGCUCUAAUGAAUAGCUCAUUUGCCUGCAUAUCAUUUUGAUGGCAGUAAAUGCUGAUUGGAUAUGAGCGUUUAAUUACUUUAGAGAGGGGAUUCCUUCCCUGGUGCCCCGUGUUUGUUUUCGGUACGGUGGAGAAAGGGAACGGGAAUGACAUCAGCAGGCUUUUUGGAGAAAGGUGCAGGCUGUUUCAGGUACAGGUGCUACACUGUUAGCCUGUGGUUCCCUACAGCCUUGGGCUGUCUGAGCUACAGUAGCAUGUGCUACACCGUUAGCCUGUGGUUCCCUACAGCCUUGGGCUGUCUGAGCUACAGUAGCAUGUGCUACAUCGUUAGCCUGUGGUUCCCUACAGCCUUGGGCUGUCUGAGCUACAGUAGCAUGUGCUACAUCGUUAGCCUAUGGUUCCCUACAGCCUGGGCUGUCUGAGCUACAGUACCAUGUGCUACACCGUUAGCCUGUGGUUCCCUACAGCCUUGGGCUGUCUGAGCUACAGUACCAUGUGCUACAUCGUUAGCCUGUGGCUCCCUAGAGCCUGGGCUGUCUGAGCUACAGUAGCGUGUGCUACACCGUUAGCCUGUGGUUCCCUACAGCCUUGGGCUGUCUGAGGUAGAUUAGCAUGUGCUACACCGCUAGCCUGUGGUUCUCCACCCCGCCUGCUUCUCCUGAAGAUCGCCUGCUCCCUGGGAGUCCCGCGUCGUGACGCCGUCGUCGCGGUCAGGUGGAUGAGCUCGCUUCAAAGUGUUAGCGAAGCGGCGAGAGAUUCUGGAGCUUCGUGCGCCGACACUUCCUAUUUUAGCUUGUUUAUAGUCCCUGGCUCUCAAACGCACAUGCUGUUGGCAGCCAAGUACCGGCUGUUUUUAACUGCCUAGCAACACAACUGAUUUUUUUUUGAGACUGCCGCACCAAAAAAUAAGUAAGUAAUAAUUAAAAAAUUAUAAAGUUCAGCAUACACAGUUCUCACCAGUCGUGUGUAGAUUGCACUUGUGGUUUCUCGUUUUUUUUUUAAUUAUAUGUUAUGAGAAACAAGCUGCUGGAUUUUUUAUUUUUUAUUUUUAGCGGAGGGGUAACCUCGUGCGCCCUCUGGACUGCCUUGUCAUUUGUAAACCUGGAAGGGGGGGGAGCAGGGAACGCGUUCGGCUUCGCCAGUCCGGCAGCGGGAGGGUUAAUUCUGGCUGUGGCCGGUGCAGGAGGAGAGCUGGCCGUCGGCCAGAAGUCUGUCCGUUAGUUGUGGGGCUUGUGGGAGGCAGAGCGGCGUCCUGCCCCUUUUUAAUUUAGCUCUUUAUUCUUCUUCUUCUUCUUUUUUUUUUCACCCCUCCCUCCACCCUCAUCCCCAGCUGCCCUUCCACUCCCAUCCCUCUGCCCGAAAGUGUAGACUCUGAGGACCCAGAAUACACUUCUGACGCACCAAACACAUCUGUUUCAGUGGAGGCCCAAGCCCAGUGUGAGAAGGCUGGGCCUUUACCUUAAACUCUACAACCCUUAGCUUCCUUCCUUCCUUCCCUUUUUUUAAAAACCCCCUCUCCGUGAGCUCGGUUAGGGUUCGUCCCCGGCCGCGUGCCGAUUGGCCUUGGCUGUUCGUAAGUGCGUCCGCCAUCUUUGAUUCGGGCACAUGUUUGGAACAUCCAAAUGCGAAACAAUGCCAAUUCAGUGGGGAGGUGUUUAGAACAGUGGUUCUCAGCCCUGGUCCUGGGGACCUGCUGUGUAUGCUGGGUUUUUUUUUGUCAAAGCCAGUUGAAAAUGUGUUUGUAAUUGAAUCAAUUAAAAAUGGAACCUCUUUCAAUUUAAACAAUUUGCCAUAUAGUACAUGCAGCCCUGUAAACAGAAGCUUAAGUUGAUCUGACCGAUUGAAAUUCCUGUGUUGUGAAUUUGGCAGAUAAAUUUUUUUUAAAUACGUACUUAAAAACUUAACAGUGCCAUUUCUGGCAGAAGGAGGCUUUAAGAGGGCGAAUCGUCCUUUAAUAGACCGUAAACGUGUCUAAUUAAGAGCAAUUAGCAGUUCGUUACGUACAGUACAGAGCUUGUAAUUAUGGUCGCAAGAAAAGCCAGCAUAUCCUGUGGGUCCCCCAGGACUGGAGCUGAGAAACACUGGUUUAGAGCUUACAAUUUCCCAGAGGGGUUUCUGGUCCCCCCAGCCCCCCCCCCCCCCCCCCAGGCCUCCUGUUAUGUCGGACGUCCCCAUUGGCUCAUCAUAAUGUGUACAUGUGCGUCUGUGUGCAUGUGCUUUUGUGUGUGUGCGUGUGUGUGUGUGUGCUUGUGUGUGUGUGCGUGUGUGCUUGUGUGUGUGCGUGUGUGUGUGUGUGUGUGCGCGUGUGUGUGCGCGCAUGUGUGCCCGCAUUCGUGCUUUGCGGAAAGCGCGUGUGAAUGUUCCAGCUCUGAGCGUGCUCAGUGAACUCUGUAGAAAUGAAUGCCCAGGCGUGUCUGCUUUGUGUCAUCCCUCCUCUGGAGAAGGGGAGAACACUUCAAGUGUUCAGCACGCCGAUGCUCUCCGCACGUCACCGUGAGCCUGGCCUCGAAGCCCGGAAACUUCCGGAAGCCUGCGUUCUGGGCUGCUUCUACUUCAGGCGUGACCUGAGGGAAGCCACACAGCCGCCUGUGGGAUGUACUGUAGGCGCAGAGCUCUGACACUGCGCCGUUUUAGGAGCUGCGCAGCUCAGUAAAGGGCAUCGGUGAGCUUUGUGGUAAGACUGUGUUCCCUCAGAGCUUAGACCUUCCUGUCCCUUUAUUUUAACUAGGAGAAAAAUACUGUACACUGUGCUUUGUGUGUCCGCGUGUGUGUCCGCGUGUGUGUGUGUGUGUGUGUGUGUGUGUGUGUGUGUGUGUGUGUGUGUGUGUGUGUGUGUGUGUGUGUGUGUGUGUGUGUGUGUGUGUGUGUGUGUGUGUGUGUGUGUGUGGUGUGUGUGUGUGUGCGUGUGUGUGUGCGUGUGACGUUUGGAGCAACGUCAUCAUCGACAUUGAUUGAUGCCAUAAGCAAGUGUGCGUGUGUGUGUGCGCUUGUGUGUGUGAGAUUGCUUUGCUUAAAAGAGUCUCCUUUUAUUUUCUUUCCCAUGCUUGGUUUUGGUUGCACAGAGAUUGAUUUUAAGCAUUCGUGCCUCUUUUUUUAACUUGUAGAUUUGAGCGUGCCUGAGUGCAUAUUACAGUAUGUAGCCAUGCGUGACAGGACAGCCUUAUUAGCGUGACUGGGGGUGUCAUCGGGCUCGGGUUCAAGGUGUAGCUUCUCUGCGUUGGUCUCGGUCUGUACAGCUUCAGCAUUGCAUCAUUUUCUGUUGUUUUCUGUCCCAGAACUAAUACGGAUUUACUGCCAUCGUAACUGACUUCAUAGUUUGGAAAGGAGGAACAUGCAGAUGGGGGUUGAGUUUUGAUUGCAUACUGUGUGAAAUGGCAUGAUCAUUAUUGCCUUUAUUUCUCCCUUUCUUUUUAGUGCCAGGUAUGAAAUAAUUAAAGAGUCAGUGAUUCAAAGUUAGUGCCUUUAAAGGGAGGGAACGCGGAACAAAAUUGUAUUUUUUUUAUUUUUCGCUUCACUACCGUUCAAGGAAGAGCAUUUUAUUGAAAUGCUAAUGGGCUGGCGAGAUUUUGGACGUUUUCUUUCCUCAAGAGUUGACUAGAGUACCGUCACCAUUGUAUGUAAAUCAUAUUUAUAUCCAGUUAGCCUAGGGAACCUUUGCUUCAUUUCUUAAUUUCGUUCUCUAGGCUGUUUGUCUUCUGUUAGCUUGCGUAGGUAGUGGACGAGGAGGCCGGUUAGACCUUCUUACGCUCUGGCACGGACAUUUGUAGCACCAAAGUUACAAAGCACCUGAAGCAAAAAAAAAAAAAUUUCACUGGAAAUUGUACAUGUACACAGGGGAACUGUGGAGUAUAAUAGAGUUUUAAGUUAAUGUGUUUCUUUUGUAUAUAUGCUGGCUGGGGGCGGGGGCGGGGGCGGUGGGUUGGGGACAGGGGACAGGGGGGGGCGAUGGGGUCUGUCAGUGCUUUAUUAAGCAUUUUGGUUUGUGCGAGGCCUGGUGAAAUUCAUUAGGGAACAUUGAAAGCACCCACCUCAUGUUUUUUUUUUUUAAAAAGGUGUUUCCCUGUCAUGUUUAAAAAAAAUUGUUUUCUUUAGAGUUUUUGAUAAUUUUGUCUAUUUUGUACAUAAGGACGAUGUAAAGGUUUGAAAAGUGCAAACGAAACAACAACAACAAAAAAAGGAAAAGUGGUAAACUGUGGACAGUGACACAUUUUCUUCUUGUUUUGACACCUUUUGUUUGGAAUAAAGCACCAUUUUUUUCUGUGA